CUCCCGCCUUUCGGCCUCUCCCCCACGCAUUUUCCCGCCUCGUCUCUCUCGGCUAUUCCCUCUCUCCUCCCUGCACGUAGCGGAAGUGACGCGACUCGUAGCGGAAGUCCCUACAGCCGUGGUGUUGUGCUGUGGGGAAGGGAGACAGAUUUGUAAACCCCGGAGCGAGGUUCUUCCUACCCGAGGCCGCUGCUGUGCGGAGACCGCCGGGUGAAGCCACCGUCAUCAUGUCUGACCAGGAGGCAAAACCUUCAACCGAAGACUUGGGGGAUAAGAAGGAAGGAGAAUACAUUAAACUCAAAGUCAUUGGACAGGUGAGUUUCAUUGUUUUUCUCCUUGGACUCUUCUCCAAUGGAGUUCCAAUGAAUUCACUCAGGUUUCUCUUUGAAGGACAGAGAAUUGCUGAUAAUCAUACUCCAAAAGAACUGGGAAUGGAGGAAGAAGAUGUGAUUGAAGUUUAUCAGGAACAAACGGGGGGUCAUUCAACAGUUUAGAUAUUCUUUUAUUUUUUUUCUUUUCCCUCAAUCCUUUUUUAUUUUUAAAAAAUAGUUCUUUUGUAAUGUGGUGUUCAAAACAAUUGAAAACUGGCACCUCAUCUCUUUAAAACAUCUGGUAAUUUGAAUUCUAGUGCUCAUUAUUCAUUAUUGUUUGUUUUCAUUGUGCUGAUUUUUGGUGAUCAAGCCUCAGUCCCCUUCAUAUUGCCCACUCCUUUUAAAAAAUUACAUGUGUGCACAGGGAGGCCACCGUUUUCUGGACUGUGCAUUUUCAGGCUUGUGGUGGUAAGAUCAAUCAAUGCAAGAAGUAUUCAUAAUGACUUUCCAUUUGGCCCUGAAGUUCUAGCAUGUGAUUGCUUCACUCCUGGACUGUGACUUUCAGUGGGAGAUGGAAGUUUUUCAGAGAACUGAACUGUAGAAAAAAUGGCCUUUCCUUAACUUGAAGCUACUUUUCAAAUCUGAGGGUUUGGACCAAAAGAAGAGGAAUAUCAAGUUGGAGUCAAGAUUACAAAUAAGGUGAGAAUAAUGACUAACUCCAAAGAUGGCUUCAUUGAAGAGAAGGCAUUUUAAGAUUUUUUAAAAAUCUUGUUGGAAGAUCCCAGAAAAGUUCUUAAUUUUCAUUAGCAAAUAAUAAAGUUAUUCAUGCAGAAGUGUAUACAACAGAACACUGCUGUUCUUUGUUUUAUUUGUACUUUUUGGCCUGGGAUAUGGGUUUUAAAUGGAUAUUGUCUGUACCAGCCUCAUUAAAAUAAACAAUAUUUGUAAAAAUCAUA
Otolemur garnettii (small-eared galago) is the source of this 1267-nucleotide messenger RNA. It is a transcript of the gene SUMO1, whose product is annotated as small ubiquitin-like modifier 1. Gene Ontology annotation, cellular component: nucleus; PML body. The coding region runs from base 228 to 494 and encodes 88 amino acids. Gene Ontology annotation, biological process: protein sumoylation. The record is from RefSeq and is a predicted model, not a curated record. NCBI's taxonomy places the organism in Eukaryota, Metazoa, Chordata, Mammalia, Primates, Galagidae. The transcript is spliced from 4 exons. Gene Ontology annotation, molecular function: ubiquitin-like protein ligase binding; protein tag activity.